Messenger RNA from Pocillopora meandrina, 20213 nucleotides. Lineage: Eukaryota; Metazoa; Cnidaria; Anthozoa; Scleractinia; Pocilloporidae. The record is from the annotation of a GenBank genome assembly.
AUGUAUCGUGUUUUUGAAGCAUUGGUUCGUAAUUCACGAGCUGUGGAUCGAGUUCCACUUUGCUAUCGAUGGUUGGUGAGGCACCGUUGUUCUUCCAAAAUCCAAGAUGACUCAAAAGCUGCAAGUUCGGAAAACGAACCAAAGAGGUUUAACCCUCUAGAAAUUCAGAUGCUGUCUACAGAAUUACACAGUCAAGUAUUUUACGGUAAAUCAGAGGCUUACGAUUCCGAAACGGUCAAAACAUGCCAACAACAUCUAGGGGUGCACAAUUUGUGGAGCAAGACCGGAUCAGUUCUGCCUGAUGUCGAUUUCCAGCUUCCACCUUUACAAGGUUCAAAUAUUGAUGAGCACUUUAGAACGAUCGCAGAAGAGCAGAGCAGACCAUAUUUUGAGAAAGCUCAAAUGUUAGCGGAAACGACGCUGUCAGCCAUACCAGAUGAAUGGAACUUUUCUCCGGGAUGGACUAAGUAUGUGUAUGGUGACGAGGGAUUGGUCACCUCCCCAGUGGAUGUGCCGGAAGAUGAUGCCUUGAUCUUUGAUGUCGAGGUGUGCAUGAAAGAAGGACCAUUUCCAGUGAUUGCAGUGGCUGUAUCUCCCAAGGCGUGGUAAUGAUAAGUGAUAAUUUAUGUCCCAGGAUUUAUACUUUCAAAUGUACCCCCUUCUCUAAUGACCAACUUCUACCUGUUACUGUUUUUAAGGACAAAUGUUCAUCAGCACUGCACAGAACUUGUUUUAGUUUAUGAAAUUUGUACCAACUUUACACCCUAACAUCAGUAUGCUUAUUCUCUAUACAGUUCUUUAUACAUUUCCUAGAGUAUGGACAAGGAGAAUUUGUUGAACAAUCAAGAGCUUCUUUUCAGUUGGUGAUCAUUUCCUUUAUUCCCAUUAUCUUAAUGUAUGAUCCAGGGGUGACAUUUAAGGAGAAAUUAGAUGUAAAUCAAUCUUAGGGGAUCAAAGGGUUAGAAUGUUUCAUUUGCUCACUUUGUAAAAUAACACACAGCUUGUUUUGUUGUUUACACACAAAUACCAUAUCACAAGUUAAUAUGACCAUAUUAUUGUUAGGAGCAUUUGUCCUUAAUUCAGCAACCCCCUCCCUCCCAUAAUUACAGGUGUAAGUGCCCUAUCUUAUCCUAUAUUUGAAAUGAAUGCCUUGACCAGUGACUACAUUGUAGAGAAUUUAUCAUGCACAAAUUCACAAUGUGUACUGUAUGAUUAUUGAAUUUCCUCUUUUUAUGGUAUUUUUCUUGAUCAGAUGUAAAUUUGUUUAAUUAUAUUGUACUUGAAAUUCAUUUUGGACAAUAAAUAACCCUUUAGCAAUAGGUUUCUUUAAAAUUUUAGUGCUUGAUGCUUGCUUGUUAAAGUAACAGUACUGUGUUUGCUGCUACUUAGGUACUGCUGGGUCAGUCCAAGCCUUGUGGAAGACAAGAAUUACAACAUGUUUCUGAGACCAUCUCCUAAACUGUAUAUUCCAUUGGAACUGCCCAAAGAUCAGGAGUGGAGUUCAACCAAGUGGAAAGAGAGGCUUGUUGUGGGUCAUUCUGUGGGAUUCGACAGAUCUUUUGUAAAAGAACAAUAUUAUAUUAAGGUACGAUUGGUUGGUAAUUGUUACUGACAGUAGUUAAACUUUGUAAACUGAUUGAUUUAUCAGCCCUUUUAAAUCAAGAAUGCCUUAUCUAAUUUCUCAGCUUACAGUAAUAUACUGCUGAAUCAUUCAUUAAGAUCAUUAGAAAAAAGAAAAUGAUCACCAGCCAAACUAAGAAGCUUUGAUAGUGAAACAAAUUCUCCUUGUCAGUACCAGAGGAAAAAUACAGAGAAGAGUUUGGAGAAUAUGGAUACUGAACAGAUGUUAACCCAUUAACUCCCAUGAGUGACCAAGAUGGAAUUUCUCUUCACCAAAUCAAUUAAACAAUAUCAAACAGACAAGUGACGAGAAUAGAGAAAAAUAUCAGUUAGGGGAUUAUUAGUUGAUUCAAUACCAAAUUCUCAGAACUAACAUCAUAAGAAUUGUAUAGCAGACAGUAAGGAGAAUCACUAAUGAGAUCUUGGGAGUGAAAGGGUUAAAGUGUAAACAUUUAAAGUUUUUUGACUUGUAUAAUCUUACUCUUUUUAAAGGAAAUAAAGUAAAAGGUAAAUUCUGCACUUGAGCAAUAUGAACCACCAGGUGCUGGUGCAUGCCUAUGCAGGUUUUUGUAGCAUUAAAUGAUUGUGGCAAGUCCUGGUUAAGAUGCUUGUUGAUAACAGUCCAUUCAAUAACAUUUUGGGCAGUAACCAAUGCCACUCCUGAAUUUGACUUGGUGUCUAGCCCAAGAACACAACAUCACUUCUAAAUGCAAUACUUCUUUAAUGGUAAGGCAUAUUAGGGGAUGAUAUCUUUUGGAGUUAAUGCAUUAUGUUACUACUCUAAUACCCUUUGUAGAUAUGUAAGUAUUGAAUGAUAUCUCAUGUUAUUCAUAACUGAUAUUCUUAACUGUAACACUUAAGGGACCUAAAACAUACUUCUUGGACACCUUAAGUUUACACAUGUGUAUCUCUGGCUUGACAAGUCUCCAACGCAGCCUUUGGGAAUCAGCUAAGGCAGGACGCAUUGGAAAAGUGCCUUGGAUGCUGAUUGGCUCAGGAAACAAACUUAUAGACCUUCAUAACCUGUAUUGUGGUGGUGAUGAAUUAGACAAGUCAUUGGUGAAAAUCUUUAUUGAUGGGACACUAGAUGAUGUGAGGGCAAACUUUCAGGUAUGACAAGGGUUUAGGAAAGGAAGGUCCAAGAUGCAUGCAAUACCCUACUGUUACAGAACAUUGUUAUUUAUCUAUUUAUUAACAGUGACAUUAUUGAAAUGCUGUAUGCAUGUACAGCUGUAAAUUCUGCAGUAUGGGACUUUGUUUUAAAAAAUCCUGUUUGAAGUGUUUUUGAACAUCCCAAAAGGCAGGAUGGGAUUUAAUUUACAAAUAUUGUUAUAAAAAUGUUGAAAACAUACCAACAUAUGUUUCCUUGUAAAUCAACUUUUUCAUAAUCUAGAGAAAUGAACCUCUGCAAUCUGUCGGACAACCAACUAGUGGAACUUAUAUGAUGACCCUUUUCUCUAACAAAACAAAGAUCAUAAUCACAAGUUUCUGGUUCCUUAAUCAGGUGUUUCUGAUCUCUUAGUGUAAUGCAACAAAAAGUAUUUCAAACCUGGGAUGUUUUUUUUCUGUACAGUGAUGAUUGUAGAUAGAGGGCAAGUAGAUUAAAGGGUUUUUUGGACAUUGUUGAUGGAGUGGAUGAGGCAGCCAUUGCUUUGUCAUGAAACUUGCCAUAAAUUGUUGAGCACUAUAUUAAUUAAAAAAUUGGCACGCCAUUUGAAAUCAAAGAAAUCUGGACAGGUUUUGAAAGAAAUUUGAAAAGUUUUGCCAUCUCCCUAAUAAAAACAGGUCUUGGAGUUUGAAAAUCUGCAAGCAGUGCUUGUCACACGAUUAAUGUUUAUUAAACUACAGCUUGUACCUUAAAUCCCUUUGGUGUUUGUUGUGAACACUUUUGCAUUUCUAAAGCUGUUUCCAACUGUGCACCAGAUUUCUAGAUCAUUCUAUAGAUGACAAGCUUGGAAUAUGAAUACUGCAUACCUCAAAUGCUAAUCCAAAUCUCUUCACCCAACAUGCAAUCACUUUUCAAUUCAAUUUCUUGACAGGAUCUAGUAACAUACUGUGCACAGGAUACUACAGCAACUCAAGAGGUAUUUGCUGCUCUGUGGCCAAAGUUCUUGGAUAGAUUCCCACACCCAGUAUCUUUUGCUGGGAUGCUAGAGAUGGGAUCAGCUUAUCUUCCUGUUGAUCGUUCUUGGGAAAACUACAUCCGAGAUGCUGAUGACACUUAUGAAGAUCUGGAGAAGGAAAUGAAGUGUUCUUUGAUGAAACUAGCUGAUGAAACAUGUAACUACCUUCAUGGCAAAAGGUUUGCAAGAUUCUUAACCUUUAUUUAUUUUUUUAAAAAAUUAUGUUGAAAUUUUAAUUUUUUCUACCCUCAAAAACUUUUCAAAACUUAUCUGAAGGUUUUCUGGAAAGGCUUAAAAAAAUGUUGAAACUGACUCAGCCAUCAAAGCUUCAACAGAUGGAUGACUAAGAACCAAGCUUGUGGCCUGUGUGAGCUUUAGCACUCAGUUUCUCCUUACAAUAUCAAUACAAUAUCAAGCAGACAAGUGAGAAGAAUUAAGAAAAGUCUCAAUGAGGGGAUUGUUGUUUAAUCCAAUGCCAAAUGUUUUGCACUAACAUCAUAAGAAUUGUAUGACUACCAGUAAGGAUAACUGCAAACAAGAUCUUUGGAGCAACAGGGUUAAAUAAAUUAUUCUUGUAAGGGCUGUGUAAACGGAGAACAGGGUGUGGAGAAUAAGCACAUUAAAUGAUAACUCAUUUGUGUUUUUAAGGUAUGAACAGGACCCCUGGCUGUGGGAGCUGGAUUGGUCUGUCCAAGACAUAAGAACAAAAAAACCCAAACCUCCAAAGAAGACAAAGAAAACUGAAAGUUGUGACAAGGGUAUAAGUGAAGAUUUGCCAUCAACCCUUUUGGUUCAACUAGCAAAGAUGCCACUUCAGAGGUUCUUGAAGAUGAGAUGAUUGAUGACAAUAAUAUCGAGGUGGUAGAGGGUUUGAAAAACUCGUCUGACAUCUUGGCAAGAAUCCCACCAGCAGCAGAUGUUAUGUGGAAAAGACGACAGAAGUUACCAGGUUAUCCUAAGUGAGUGGGGCUUUUAACACUUGGUUUAGGAGUACUAUCUCUGACCUUAUAAACCUCAUGAAACUUGAUUCUGUGGGAGUAGUAAUUCUUUUUUGGCAAAAUUUUGUCAUGGCAGAUAAAAAAAGUCAUUUUAUUCCCCUUAUUUUUUUUACUUACCCCUUGGACUUUGCUGAAAAGGAAGGACUUUCUGUAAUCUAGUGAUCAGAACUCUGCUUUGAACUCCAUUCACUUAAGUCUUUGACUGAAGGUUUUGCCUUUUUCUUUUUUCAAGCGGUAAUGAUGACAAUAAUGAUGAUGAUGAUGAUGAUAACAAAAUUAAUGCUAAUGCUAAAAAUGCUAAAAAUGACAAUGAUUAUGUUUGAAAACUUUGUUUUUUUUUUAAGACUAUAAUCUACACACUUUGAGUAAUGCAACUCUCAUUCUUGAUGGGCAGGAGGCCUUGAUGUUGGGAAAAACCUGCUCAAACUUAUACCAAACACAUAUAUGCUAUUUUUAUUAUAUUAGCCAUGCAGACUUGUGGAGAAUUAAAGAAGAACUAAUUUCCAGUCAAUUGCAUACAUACUCUCGGCAUAUUUGCAGACAGAGGGAAAAUGUCACAGCAGAGAGUAACUCUUAGCAAAAAGGCUUGGUUGCAAAUUAGUAAUGUUGUGGCACUCUGUCUCCAGUUGGUACAGAUCUCUUUGCAUGGGACCAUCAGACAAAGGUGAGUGGAGGGAGGGGCCUGUGUCCAUCAGCCCACAAUGUCAAGUAGCACCCACCCUCUUGCGUAUGACAUGGGAUGGCUUUCCUCUGCUCUACAAUCGCAAACAUGGCUGGGGAUAUCUUGUACCUGGAAGGACUGACAAUCUGACCUCCAGCCCUAUGACAUUGCCAAGCAACGAGGAGGACUCAGUGGAUACACAGAAACCAGAAUUAGUAUUCCCAACUAGGUGGGUGUAGUAAAUAGGGAAAUAGGAAAUUAAUGCCCAGUGAGAGGGUUGUCCAAUACACCCAAACCGCUGCGAAUUGUCAAACCGGAAGUCGAUUCGCGGUUAAGUGGUGUUGUGAUACCGGAGAUCUGAAAAACCAUCUGUUAUGACAAGGAAACGCAUACUGGAAGUCAAUUUGCAAGAGACUCAGUUAUAGUUUAUAAUAUUCUGACGAUAGACUUCCGGUCGUUUCAUGCUUUAAGAACGUGGAAGGUUCAUGUUGUCCUGUUCUCGUACCAUGCCACUCAUUUUCACUCAUUGCUCACGUGCACGCCCCUCGACCUCCGGUAUGUUAACGCGCGAUUCGACUUCCGGCAUACCAUGGUAAUUUCACAUAUUGCUUACGCCGGUGUGACGAUUCCUCAACGACCGUAGACGAAUCGCAACGGUUUGGGUGUAUUGGACAUGUAUGAACGAUAAUACUUUACAGAGCAAAUCUCAGUAUGUGUGACAUAAAAUAAAGUACGCCUCUUGAAGAAUAUACUUUUACGGGUUAUUUCUUGGAGACAAGGUAAAAAUUAGUGAAAAAGUAGCUUUUUCAGGCAGCAACAUCAAACAAAGCAUUUUAGGUUUUACUCACAGACAAAAUUUUUAUAUCCAGUAUUUCCUAUCAGAAGGUAAUAAAACUGUUUCAUUUCAGAUUCUAUUGUAAUAACCUUCUUUAAUGUACCUUUUAGGGCAUUUGACAAUCUCUGGCAGAAACACAGCAUGAAUGCAACUCCCAAAGAAGCCAAUGAGUCAGAUUCAAAGUUUGAUGAUGAUGAACUGAAUGUGUACAGUAUCAGUGAAGAUCAGCUCUGGGAUAGAUCAGAACUGGAAGAAAUGAGAGCACCAAAAACUUUGACAACCAAGAAAUCAGCUUCUAAUACAGGGGACCUCGAUGAGAUCAUAGACGGUGGUUUAGAGACAGCCCCAGCAAAAAAGGUACCUCGAGCUAGGAGCACAACAGCAUCAGCAGGAGCAGAUAGCAGACCUGAUUUCUAUCAUGGCGUGGGACCUUACAAUGAUGUCAAUCUCCCAGGAGUAUGGUUUUUCCGUAUACCACACAAGGUACUGGUUGUCACUGGCCUCUCAUACUUAAGCUUGCAGAACAGGCAUAUUAAGAGCCUCUUCUUCUUCUCUCUUCUUGUACUCCCUAUACUCGUCCCCCUCUCCCCUCUCCUUCCCCCCCCAGGCAUGACGUGAACAUUUUUUUUGAAGUCUUCUGGGUCAGUGCUGGUCUUGUCGUCUUGUCAUCGGAACAUUUAUAUACGUUUUCGUGGCUAAGUUUCUCAGUUGAUUUGAGUCUCAUGUACCUACUGUUGUGACCAAUAACUUCAGGAACGUUCCCAGUUUCUGAUCAGUAACAGACCUGUAGGAUGAAGUGUUUUCCCUAUAUCUCCCCAUAUCUGAUGUUAAUCCUCCCGACCAGCUGCUUCAAAUGUGCUUGUGAAUAAAUUACGAGAAUUUGUAGAAAAACCGAGAAACCUGUUACUGUUUGAGUAUUCUCGUUACCUAUCUGCUGAAUGAGAUUUGGAUGUUUUAAGGAGAAGUUACAUGUUAAUCACUUCUGCGAGUUUUUUUUUCCUUCAGAAUGGUGAGAAUUAUCGCUGUGGUAACCCGCUAGCCAAAGACUAUAUUAGCAAGAUGGAGGAUGGUACACUGGUGUCUUCCUCAGGAGAUCACAGUGCUCACAAGACGCUCGUCAUUAACAAGAUGAUUUCCUCUUGGAGAAAUGCACAAAAAAGAGUCAGGUGCGGAUAGUUAUUUAGAGGUUGACAAAUAAUUGAAAAGAGGAUAGAUUUUGAGCAGUAAUGCGAGGUUUAAUGGAAAAUUUUAGGCGUAAAUGAAAGCCUUUAGAACAGGCGUUAUUUUUUUUCUUUUCUUUCCUUGCAUGUUUGGAAUUUUUCAGGCGAGCGGAAGCGAAAGCAAAAAUCACGCUGUCUUUAUUACUGAUGACAAGAUUUUCUCGCUUCUUUUUUUUUCGCUCCGUAGAUCACAGUUGGCUGUUUGGUUUGAUAGAACGGACUUACCCCCGGAAAUUACAGGGUAAAAAGUCAAUAUAUUGACAAUUUUCUCCAUCUUUUAAGUCCGGUAUAAAAUGUCGUGAAUUUGUUUCUACGGAUUGCAGAUCUGAAAAGUACAGUGCUGAUGAGAUGUACGGUGCCAUCUUGCCUCGAGUCAUCACAGCUGGGACAGUGACAAGGAGAGCCGUGGAACCAACUUGGAUGACGGCCACGAAUCCUAGGGUAAAAAUAGUGUUGCUGCAUUUGUAUAAGAGCGCUUUUCGAUUAAACAAACACCAAAAUAAGCAAAAGGCCAACGGAUCAAAAGCAUAUGUCGAAAGAUUACAAGGGGCCAAUCAAUGAAGAAUCAAACAAAACUAGGCGAACUGUUGAAAAUGGGGCAAAGCACUUGCAAGUCAGCUGCGAUUUGGUUGUAGUUUUGUGUAUUAGGGAGGCGGUGUGGCUGAGUGGUAAAAGUGCUGGAUUUGUAAUCUGGAGGUCCCGGGUUAAGUCCUCCAUCCAGCUACUCACUGGAUUUGUUCUCGGUUUUCCCAAGUUCAACUCCACGGCUGCGCUGUGUAGCCAACUCGUCUGCCUCCUGUCAGUUAAGAUUUUCAAGCACUUUACGUUUAUUUGAAAGAUUUGUUUCACUCUCCUUCAUAUUACAAAGCACUUAGAGGCUUGCAAUAAGCGCUAUAUAAAUUGUAAAUUUAAAUUUAAUUGUUUUUUUACAAGCUUUGGUAGUGGAGCUGCAAGUAUCUUGAAUAUUAUUUGCGGCUUUGUCUCUUCUAGGAGGAUCGUGUUGGUUCUGAACUGAAGGCUAUGGUACGGGCUCCUCCAGGCUACUGUUUAGUAGGGGCUGAUGUAGACAGUCAGGAGCUCUGGAUUGCUGCCAUUUUAGGGGAUGCGCAUUUUGCCGGGAUACAUGGUUAGUUUUUGCAGUUACAGGCAACAAAGUAACCUGGUUUCAGAUGCCUGUUCCUCCAGAGACUCGGAAAAGUGGGUAGCCGUACGCAUGUUACUCAUGUUUUAGUCUACGUUACAUCAGAGUAUCGUUACUUAAAAAAGGAACACUUGGGCAUUAAAUGACAUCUUUCUAAGAAAGCAGUUUUAAUCUGUGGCAGCCAUUUCUAACACGAGAUGUGUGUUAACUAUGGAACCGAGGUUUUUGGGGGUCUGGGACGGCUGGGAUGUUUGUAAACUUAAGAAAAAAACCUGGCCUCGUCACAGCCUACUAUAUAAAUGAUUUAAAAUGGCUGCCACAAACGAAUUGCAUUGAUGUUAAAAAUGUAUGUUCGAUUUUUAUGGCUUCAAUUGCAUCAGUGCACAGUGUACGACUCUGAAAUGAAUAAAGUGUGGGCCCUAAAUGAAUAAAGUGUGGGCCCUAAAUGAAUUAAGAGUGGGCCCUCUAAUUUCCAUGAGUGACCAACACAGACUUUCUCCUUACAAUAUCAAUACAAUAACAAGCAGAAAAGUGAUGUGGAUAAUGAAAAAUAUCAACUAGGGGAUUAUUUGUUGAUCCAACACCAAAUUCUCCGAGUAAACAUCAUAAGAAUUAUAUGGCUGACAUAAAGGAGAAUUACUUAUGUGAUCAGAAAGUGGAAGGGUUAAGAGAGAGAGAGAGUUGGGAAUGAAGCAAAUAAAUAUUGUUGCACAUAAACUUAACUUGUAUCCAGCAGACAUUUGCGGGAGUUCUGUUUGUGUCCGGCUAAUACAACUUUGUCUUUUUACUAUGCUUAUCGCGCAGGCAGCACGGCGUUUGGGUGGAUGACCCUUCAGGGUAAGAAAUCAGAAGGUACUGACCUCCAUAGUAAGACCGCAGAGACUAUUGGGAUAAGUCGGGACCACGCUAAGGUAAGAAUGCAGUCAUGUUUAACAUGACCUCAAAUAGUGACUAGCAUCUAAUUUUUCCUCACUAUAUCAUCCCGACAUCACAAAUUAAAGUGAGAGGACUGAAUAAAUUAUCACCAACUAAAGGAGCUCUACUAUGGAGAACAGUUUGGAGAAUAUACAUACUGAUGUUGGGGUGUAAAUUAAUUAAUCCGUCCAUCCAUCGAUCCAUUCGACGAUUCACAGAAUUUAUCAAUGGUACAUCUACGCAGUGGGUCUUCGCCCCCUGUCUCGAGGUCAUAUGGCAAUUUAAAAGGAUGGUAACUGCGAUGGGGGGUAAACUGAGAAUCCUCCCAGCAUAGACUAGAACAAGCAACAAAUCUUAUUCCAGUCUAACACCACUAGGUUUGGGAAUCGAACCCGCGUCACAUCGGUGAGAGGCGAGUGUUGCCGCAGUGUGACAUUUUAUCCUCUUAAGUGGCGAUGUAAACGAUCGGUUAGUUAAGUAGCCGGUCUGGAAGGGAUUUAGAUAUUAGCAUUUAUUUCGUCGGCGACUUUCCUUACUUUUCCAGCAGAUGCUUAGUUAUCUGAUUAAGAAUUAUUUUUAAAAAACAUAUGAAUUUGGUGAAUAGCUUUAAAAUUGAUUGAUUAUACUCCCUUUGCUUCGCGCGUUCGCGUUGAACAAUCGCUCGACGAAGAGCUAACGUUGGAAACGUCAACUUUACAAAAUCUUUACGGUUGAAAAUUUUCAUUAUCAACUCAGUCGAUAAAAGUAAUUCAUCUUGUAAUAGCCCCUAAUGAUACAGCACCACAGAUUAUUUAGAAACUUGCUCUCUUUAUUCAUAUGGCCUUUCCGUACACAUGGUUUGAAUUCAUGGAUUGUGUUGUUUCAACAACCAACCCACUUUUUGCAGAAGAAGGAUUGUCUGGUGAUUUGAAUUUGAUUGAUCUACUUUCUUCUUUUGAUCUAGGUCUUUAACUAUGGUCGUAUUUAUGGAGCAGGACAGAAAUACGCAGAGAAGCUGCUUCUACAGUUCAACCAUCGUCUGACGGAGAGUGAAGCCAAGCAAAAAGCUGAGACACUGUUUUCUAACACUAAGGGAGUAGCUAAGUAAGAAAGCACAAUAUAGUUUUUAGGAUUAGGGUAUCAUGACUGCUUGGUCAGAUGAUGGCCUAAGACUGAAUUUUCGUUCAGUAUUCACAAGGGUCGGUGGUUAAGAUAGCAUUUAUCGCUGAUCCGGUGGAAAAAUUCAAACUUGGGGGAUCAAUGUCAGUAUCCUAACAUCUGCGCACCUACCCCUCCCCUAACCCAAAAACAGUACUCUGAUAACAAGUUAGAGUUAAUUUUGGGUUAGGGGAGGGGUUGGUAUGCAGUUGCUCAGAUACUGACAUUUACCCAACUUGGGUUUGAUUUCUUGCGAGUAAAAGCAUCUACAAGAGCAUCGUCUUUUAGAGAUUAAAAUAGGGAAUGACUUAGAGGAUGAAGGUUAUUUAAAACAAAAUUCUCUGCUAUUUAACUCUUUCGUGGCUGAUGUUAAAGAAGAGUAACGACUUUUAUCUUGGUAAUCAAAGUGUAUUGCCUUUCUGUCUGCAAAUGCCGUUCAAUGAUAAAGACUUUGGUUCAGUUAUCACUAUUUUCAGACUGAUUUUUGUAAUUCGACUGUGACUUCUUUGUAUUCUGUAGGUUUCUUCUCACGGAUUUCGGGAAAGAUAUGGCGCAAAGAUUUGGCUUCGGCGAGGACGUUGAUGAAAAUGGUUGUGUUGUGGCCAAAGUUUAUUAUCAGCUGCUCAGGAAAACUGCACGAAGGCGACGGUGAGAUAUUUAACAUGCCUUGAAUUAGCUUUUAACCGCUAACCCCUAAGAAUGACUGGCAUCUAAUCUCUCCUUACAAUAUCACCCCUGAAUCGCACAUUAAGGUCAUGAGAAUAAAGGAAAUGAUCACCAACUAAAGAAGCCCUUGAUUGUUUAACGGAGUCUCCUUGUCAGUGCCAAAGGAAGCGUAUAGAGAACAGUAUGGAGAAUAUGCAUACUGAUGUUAGGGUGUAGAGAGUUAACUGUUGUGUAUUGUGGACGUCGAUUGAAGUAGGGUUUGUUUCACUUUUAGUACAACUGGAAAUAGCAUUGACGAUGGCCGAAGAUGGUGUGGAGGAAGGUAUGCUAUUAUCAUUAAGAAUCAAGUGUAUGAAUGCUUCUAUGACGAUCUUUUAUGAAGACAUUUUUUCAAGAACCGUCGUUGUCGAUUCUUCAGCUUUUCUUGCUUGUGUUCCAAGGGGAAGACAAGAAGGGAAACACUUACUUUUGACAGAAAGCUGGAUUGCCGUUGUCCUUUCAGAAGUUCUAGUAUUCUAUCGAGGGUUUCACUAAAAGCCGAAUACUGGCGUUCUACCUCUGACUUCUUACAGCCGUCUGGUGUGUGGGUUUCGUCCUAAGGCUUUUUUCCAGUUGGGCAGAGCCGCUAACAACACCAUCGGCAGCUGCUUAUAGUAAAAGUUAUGGAAACCCUCUGAUUUUAUGACUUGGCGCUUUAUAACUGAGUAGAUUAGGACCAAAACCAAGCUUAAUUAGGGUAAAUUGAUCAUGUAAUUAUAUCCAACACACUUGGUGAUAUUUGUAUCCUGUUGUAUAGAGGAUACGCGGUAGCCUGGCAUUGGGUUCAUGCGCGUAGGAAAAUGAGACAAGAGUAGCAAAAUUUUUAGUUGCAGAAACCGAGAUAAGCCUAUGCAGGGUCAGCCUUUCAGUUCGAGUUCAAAGGUUGGUUUCGUGUCCUUUAAGCAGCAAAAUGUUUGCUUCAUACAGCGGCCAUUAAGUUAUUUGAUAGGGAUUCUGGUGUGUCCAGUAUCUGUUAGGAGUGAUUAGCAUUAGUGCAGAACGUUCUCAUGACUUGAAGUGCGAUCAUGAGCCCAAUUACCAACUCAUCAUAGUACUGCUCGUUUAUAGCUCACGUUGUUUCGUUGUUUGUAGCGAGUCCGAGAUGUUUAAUAUGCUGGAAAGCAUUGCGCAAUCGGUGGAGCCCAGGACUCCUGUGCUGGACUGCAGGAUCAGCAAAUCACUGGAGCCUUCUGCUGUUGGCACAGAGGUAGAGUAUUGUAACAUGGAAAGACACCCUUAUUCACUUAACGCAGGGAUCAGCGCCGACGCACCGAGAAACUUUUUUCCUCAACAAAUAGAUGCAGCGCUUCGAUGAGGGUGACGAUUAUAAAGUUUACAAUUUAACGACACAAGGCUAUGGGCGUUCAACUUCACUUUUUUCCACAACAUUGUAGUUUAGAAUGCAAGCUAUGCGACGGAAACAUAGGUGACAGACCAAAGAUUGGUUCUUGAAAAGGACAAAUUGAAAGAUAUCAGGCAGUCCAGUUUAACAUCUUUAUAGUCAAACAAACAUUUUACGAAGAGGAUCUCUUGCAGAUAUGUCAUUUUAUACAACUAUUUUGAAGAGAUCUCUAUGUCAUUUUAUACAGUUGUUUCUCUGCUUGCCUUUAUUAGUUCAUGACCAGUCGUGUUAACUGGGUUGUUCAAAGUUCAGCCGUAGACUAUCUACACCUUAUGCUAGUUUGCAUGAAGUGGCUCUUCACAAAGUACAAUAUUGAUGGGAGAUUUUGUAUCAGCAUACAUGACGAGGUAGGCGAAUUAUUUUGGCAUCUUUUCGACUUACGAUUCAGCGUGUUUUAACGUGCGUUUCAAAACCGCACAUGUUAACCACAAUCUUGAAAAAGACAAUUUUUGUUAAGAUUUGGAGGUUGCUGUUUCCCCUUCCAAGUUAAAUUACUCCCUUCCGACUCAUUAUAUUUUAAAUUAUAAUUUAAAGACUGAAAUCGCAAUUUUAAUGGUAGUUUGGACAUCAAGUCCUAAUUUGCUCAGGCUUUCAGGAUUUUACUUCAACGUUACUCACUGGGAUAUAGUUGAGACUGAGUAGAUAUUUGUUUUGAACUUCAACGCCUGUCACGGCCCGUCCUUUUAUUUUCGGUACAAAAGAGAAGUUGUGUUCAAAACAGAAAGACACUUAUCGUUUCCCUCGUUCUAUUGGCAGUCAGUUGAAAAUUAGUUUUCAAUCCUGAUUCUGUAUCUGUUUUUGUUACGUGAUAAUAUCGUGGUCAAAUCUCAACAGGUUCGUUAUCUGGUGUCAAGCAAAGACAAGUACCGCGCAGCCCUGGCACUACAAAUCACGAAUCUUCUGACCAGAGCGAUGUUCGCUCAUAAACUGGGAAUGAACGACUUACCACAGGUAUCCCAUACACAAAGAUUGUAUCUUAAGGAAGCUUACUAGUGUUCUUUUGCCUGUUUUUUUUUUUUUUUUUUUUGGUUUGUUUGUGUUUAUUGUUUUAGCAAACGAUACUAUAAGUAAAUUGGAAAAAAAAACGUAGUAUAAUAGAUGACAUCGGGGAACUAAUCUUCACGGCACAACAUUUAAAUGUAUCUGCUCCUGUGAAAGACAAUAAUGAUAUCCUCAUUUUGCGAAGUUAAGGUAUCAUAUCUUGGAAACUGGAAAUAAAUACCAGUAUUUCAUCGAUAUCUGUUUUACCAGAUAGGGCUAUUGCGUUGAUUUGUGGGCAUGAAAAACGGGAUCAACUUUGGCAUAAGUCCUUUUCACGGAACAACUGCGUUUAAAGUCACUACAGGAAAAGAGGUCUGAAACAAAUUUAAGCCUCGAUAAAAAUUGACCACGAGCCCCUCAGACACUACUUGAGCGCUGGUGCCUACUGAGCUACGAAACUUUAUGUUAGGAGGUGUUGGGGCGAAUUGUAGUAUUUCUGGUAUUACUGGCAUCACUGCUGUUUCUUGCAUCAAACUUGCGUCUCAGCUUCUCUCGCAAGGGCUUUAGGGGUUUUGAAAUCUUAUGACGUCUUUGUGUGGAAUGUCGAGAAUGAUCUCGAACUUAAAAUUAUAUUUCUCGCACGUGCGGGAACGAAAGUUACAAUUGCUAUCAAAGCCCUCACCCCUCCCUCCAGUCCUUGAAGUUGACGUUAAUGCUUCGCUAGAUGACGUAUUUCCUUUCCUGGGCUGGUUUUAGUUUUAUUGUCCUUUUUUAGUGAGAUUUUCAUGCAAUAAACCUUGAUAACGUGUACGUGUCUAUGCGUCUUUUACAGUCUGUGGCGUUCUUCAGUGCUGUUGAUAUUGACACUGUGCUGCGAAAGGAAGUUUCCCUUGACUGCAAAACUCCAUCCAACCCGCUUGGACUUCAUAAGGGGCAAGGAAUACCGCCAGGUUUGUGAAGAAUAUUCUAAAAUUUCUUAAAUACUUACUAAAAAAGCCUUUUUCAGGCAAUGUACUGAAAUAAGGUUUUAUUACUUGUCUAGUCUCUUAAAGACCCUUUAUUAGGAAAUCAAAGAAAAUAUUUUUCUCCAAAAACCAUGAAAUGUUUUUGUCCCAGUUCCCUUCGCGCAGUUUUCUGAUACAGACUCCUGGUUCCGGUUGUACAAAGUUCCACUAUGAAAAGUUUUGCGCAAUAUAGAAAUUUUCACCGCAACGAUUGGAGGCAGUUAACCGGCUGAGUAUGGGUCGUCUGCUAGUGAAGAGCGAAAGGGAACUAAAUAGUCCGGCUGAAAGAGCGACGUGUACGCCAAUUAAACAAUGCCUUGCAAAAUUUGAUUCUUUAAAUUUGUAUUUAUGAAUAUAUAGACAAAUUUUAACCAAAGUACGAUGAGGAAAAAGUCAACUUCCGGAUAAGUUAACACAAUUUUUAAACCGAUGUUGCUCUGUUCGUUAUAAUCUAUCGUUAAACGUCCCUCUAACUACUUUCAAGCGUUCUCAAUUGCGAACAAGACGUGCGAAGAGAACAUUUGUCAGCAAAUAUUUGGAAUUAUCUAAAUGCCAUGUCUGCUGCCGAAGAAAAGUGCUGAUACACUUUUGUUUCAUUUUAUAAUGAAAAUACUAAUACAAACUCAGCAAGACUUCUAGUUUCUUUUGUUAAAUUUAUUUGCUUAGAAUAUGAAUUUUCAUAGUGAUUAUUGUGCUAUCUGAUUAACUAUGUACUAAAAGGGAAAUAAAUAUGGGAUUGAAUUGAUCACAUACAUACAUACAUAGUUUAUUUAGUGACGCAGGUCCGUAGUGGCAACUUUUACAGCUGAUGUGGACCUACCUAGGAAAUACUAAAAUCUACUAUUUUAAAACUUACAGAGCAUUAACAAUACUAUUUACAAUAACAUGAAGAAACCUAUUUACAAUAAAGGUAAAUAACCAACUAAUUAUAGAUCGAUUCAAAAUUUUAAGGGGUGUUAAUAUUUACAUUUAAUAAUACAAAAAGUUAAUGUCCUUAUUAAGAAUUGUUGAGGUCCCUUUGUUAAAAGUGAUUUUGCCGAGGCAAGUUUUGUUACGGUUCAGUGCUGCUUUCAAAGCAUCUUGCUUUUCUAAGUUCCUUGUCGUUCUGUCCAGUGAAUUCCAUACCACAGUCCCUCUGUAUGAGAAGCUAUUUCUUCCAAGCCCUAUUUUCUUCCGUUUUCUUUUCUUUCUUCACUUAGCAGAACAGUUGCGUUCGUUAGAAAAUUAAAACGACCUUUAGGGUGAGCACAAUGAUCUGAAAACAUACACAAAUGGAUUACUAUUACGUUAGAGGUGCACCCCACGGGGACCCCCGAAGGAGAAUUGAUGUCACUGGCACCCAGUCCUUCCUGCUGUGAGUCAUGCGCUGACGUGCUUCAGGUCACACUUAAACUAAACAUGAUAUGGAUAUAUUAUCAGUGUUUAUCCAGGCCUCGCAUCAGUCACGCACAAUAUAGUAGAAAGGAUCUGGUUUGGAUUUGAUGUGGUCGACUUGCAUUAGCACUCUUGGUCGAAGUAAUGCGUCGAAAAAUUCAAUGUCAGCUACAAAUGCUAUCGUUUGUUGUGAGGUUUUUUACCAACGUACUUAUUCCUUCUCGCAAUAGCAACAUAAUGAUCUCUUUUGGCGCGAAACAUGAGUCUCGCCUAGGCGGGUCACCUCACCUAUCAUGUAAACGUGAUCAAGAUGAAAUAAGAGAUUAUAUGAACAGGCGGGUAACCUCACUUACUUGGGGUCCCCACCUCCGUGUAAACAUGUCUUAAGAUAUUAGGCUGAUAUUUUGGGAAAAUUUCAGAUUCGUAUCACUCCUGACUUUCCGUGUAAAUCAGCUACUUAACAUUGCAGUUCAGGUAUUUUUUAGUUCUCGAAAGGUGGAAGUGGUAAAAUUACACUUACAUGCGAUUAUAGAAUCAAAGGAUUCAUUUAAGGAAGCCUUAGCCGCGUUUCGAACGUUUUCAUCAAAAAGGAAAAGUCCGAGGUGUACGCCGAGGGACUACAGCUUGUUUAUCAUCUGAUUUAUUCAGCAGAUUACAAAAAAUAGCAUGGAUCAAUAAUCCUUUAUGGAUGCAUACCAUAAUAAGAAUUGAACUUCAUCAACAAUCGUUAUUGCUAAUCCAGAAAUGACUCAAUUUAUUACUAGUCAGUAAUAACUGGAGGUCUGUCUCUAGCAGCACUGGCGAUAAACUUCAUUAACAGCGUGACGUGCCUACGAUAGCGAGCAGUUUAGCAUUGUUUGUGCUUAGAAUAACUUGAAACUACACAGCGCUGCUGUAACAAUAAACAUCAUGUUGAUAGAAGCCGAGAAGGCGUUGUUGCACAGAUCACUGGAACAGCAGGAUACUGAACAUUUCUUGACUUUGGAUUCUUCCGUCUUGCCUGCGUUGUCACACUUAGCCUUGGUCUGCUCGCAUUCGGCUUUGGACACGCAUGCUUUCCGUUCAGACUUCCUGCCAUCUUCGUCUUCUACAGAAGUUUUUAAACAAAAGUCCGAGACCACACCAGGAAUAUUGCUGCAGUUCAUUUUCUUUUGGUCUUUUUCGCAUUGUUCAACGCUGUAAGAUUCAUCGGUUGAAGGACACACGUAGCACUGCAGUGAAUGAGCUGCAGUUAAAAAUGAUCACUAUACAUUAGACUUACCAAGAAAAAAUCUGACUGUUCGCGAGCACUCAAUCAAUAUACGCUAGCUUGUGAAGUUGACAUAACUUGACAUGAUAACCCAAUAUCUGCAGCGGACAUUGCAGUUAUCACGUCAAGUCUGCCUAGUUUCCAAGCCCUGAGCUGAAGGAUUAAGCCGUAAAAUCUUGACGGUUUUUAAUUUUUGAUCGUCCUCGAUCCAAAAAAAUAAGGUCUCUCAGAAAAAGAGAAGCAGAUUCAUUAAAAGGAAUUACUAGCCAAAUGAAAAGCUUCGCGUGCAAAUACGUGUUCGUCGCAUUUGCAAAUAAUUCAUUUACAAAUGAUGAAUUGUGUACCUUCCAUUUAAGCAGCUCGAAAAUUGGGAGAAUUUGAAAACAAUAGAAAAAUCAUAAACACAAGCUCCCACCAGUAAUUUCAUGGCCUCCUAAGUCAUCUCAAACCGUAAAAUUGUUUUCUCGCAAAUCACGAAAAAAGAAAAAAAAACGGACAAAUAAAUCUACCACAUAAUUUUCCAGUUGCAAGAUUUUUGAUGAUAUUCGAUUUAUUUCAAAAGAAAAAAGCCUGAAAGUUAUGCCUCAUUAGCUACGUAAAAGAUAGACAACUGUAGAGCGAGGAUAUCGUGAAUUGGUAGGAUUUAGUUAAUGGUGGGGCCGCGAAUGAAGAUGAUACUGAAAUUGUUGUCACCAACAUGAUAAGUUUAUCACCCGGAAUUCAACCCCGAUGUUUCGUAUGUUACAACUGGGUGCAUCUAAAGAAGAGUCUAUUACACGAAACCUUGAACUGAUUAACUUACCCGCACAGAAGAAUGCACAAAAUACAGCAAUGCUUUUGGCGAGAUUCUUCAUGGUCGAAAUUCAGUUUCAGGUUGUUUUUGAGUAGAAAGAGAUCUUGGGGCGUAGUUCAACAGUUUUCCACAGUGGGAACUGAAGCACUUCUAAAAAGACAGCAGUUCUUUUUAACGGCUUUGCGUAAGAUGAGCUAACCAAUCCGCAUCCAGAUGAACCUAUCAAUAAUUUUUUCGUCCUGUCAGUCAAUUUACGCGCAGCUUAUGCGAGUAGCCACAAACAGGCCGCUAAGUUAAAAAAUAUUCAAAACUAAGCGAUUUAUGAAGUGUUUUAAGUGCUUUGUUCUACAUCUAGAGGACGAACACAGUAAACAAGCAAAAUGAUCACUUUUAACAGCACAUUUUAAUUCUUUAAACACUGCAGAGCAGAUGUACUUUUGAAGAACCGUACUUUUGGAGUCGUCCUUUAAAAGUUUUUCGAUUGCUUCUUUCGAUGUACUAGAGAAGCGCUUUUCUUCAGCCUUAGGUCUCUCCAUUGUGUUUUCAUGGGCUAACGGGGGGUUGGCGUCAAAUUGUCUGAUAUUUUCGAUUAGCUCAGAGAAGGGAACUUAAAAAACUAUCACACCAUCGGCCUCAGCCGCGUUCUGAUCAUGUGCAAAACCUGAAGAUUGAUCGCGUUCAAUAAAUGUAUCGUUCGGCGUAUAUUUUGAUUUAAGCAGGGCCACGUGUUUACUAAUCAGCCAAUCACAUAGUCUUUAGAGGAAGGGAAACCGCGGGUAUAGAACAGUUAAAGGGAGAACGUCACGGCCUGGCAUGCGCAGUGAAACACAUCAAUUCUGAGAAUUUUGUGAAUCGAUUGCCAUCUUGGAUUCGAAAUUCAUUUAAUGAUACGGCUUUGAAAGCAUCAAAACCAGGGGAUUAAAUAACCCAAUUUAUUGAACGACCAAGUUUCUUCUCGCUAUAUUUUGAAUUAACGAACCUCUAUUUACGUCUAAUUUUGAGUUAUGGACGCUGACGUUGAAGAGAUUCUAUACAGUUAAAUUUCACUUAUCUUACACAGCUGUUUUGGAGCAGGUUUAUAUCUAGGAGGCGCUCUUCACAAGGUUUUUAUUUUUGCUCUUAACAAAGGUACGCAGCGACAAUUUUAUCUUACACAACUGUUUUGGAGCAGGUUAAUAUCUAGGAAGCACUCUUUACAAGGUUUUUUUUUCGCUUUUAACAAAGGCACGCAGCGUUAAUUUUAUCUUACACAGCUGUUUUGGAGUAGGUUAAUAUUUAGGAAGUGCUCUUUACGAGAUUUUUAAUUUUUUUUCUUUUAAAAAAGGCACGCAGCGAUAAUUUUAUCUUAUACAGCUGUUUUGGAGUACGUUGAUAUCAAUGAAGUAGUCUUUACAAUUUUUUUUUUCGCUUUUAACGGAGGCUUGUUGGAUAUUUGAAUUUCCGAUAUCCAUACUCGCCUUCGCCGCCUCUAGGGCAGUGACGGUAAUAGCCGAGGAUAACACUCAUGAACAAAGCUCUAAACGUAUUCUCGCUCAGCAAAUUAUUUAAGAUCUGGGAGGACAAAAACACGCUAUAUGUUCUGAUUUAAGAAAAUAUUGUGGUUUUGAAAAGAAUUAUCCACGGAUGGCAAAGAUAGAGAAUGAUAGAACUCGGCAACUCGACCUAAAGACGAAAUUUUGAAAAAGUUUGCCAACUUUUUCAAAAUAUUCGACAUACCACAGCGCAUGCGUCACCUUGACACUGUUCCUUUAAAAAAUGAAAGUUUUAAAAGAAGCGAAAAUGAUAACUGAGGAAAAGCUACAAAGGAAGCAUAAUCCAGAAAGUGUGUGGACUCUUGAUUUUCUCGAUGUUAAAUUAUUUAUUAUUAGAAUUAUUUUAUUUCCCUCACAGGAGAAGCGUUGGACAUCUAUGACAUCCUGAAGCUCACUGAUAACGGCAUCCUUGAAGAAAAUACAGAAACAAAGAAGGGCAAAAACCCUCAGAAAGAAUCAAUUUUACAAUCCUCAAACUAAAGAGAUUUGUGUAAUCACGGAAAACUUUUUUGAUGAUUUAAGG